This is a messenger RNA of Xyrauchen texanus (razorback sucker), 2590 nucleotides long. RefSeq names its product 14-3-3 protein beta/alpha-A-like. Bases 146 to 880 code for a protein of 244 amino acids. Gene Ontology annotation, biological process: signal transduction. The record is from RefSeq and is a predicted model, not a curated record. Gene Ontology annotation, cellular component: cytoplasm. NCBI's taxonomy places the organism in Eukaryota, Metazoa, Chordata, Actinopteri, Cypriniformes, Catostomidae. The transcript has 6 exons.
GGGGGAGGUUAGAGGAAGCGGAAGUGUCAGCGCAAGCGGAAGUGGUACUGCCCUGAAUACCCCGAGCAGCGAAACGGAGGACGGCUUGAUACCCCCAUCGUUAAGAGACACAAAUCAGGACUCGAUAUAUAUUUAAAUUCACAUCAUGGACAAGAGCGAUCUAGUGCAGAAGGCUAAGCUCUCUGAGCAGGCGGAGCGUUACGAUGACAUGGCUGCUUCCAUGAAGGCCGUCACAGAGGGAGGUGGUGAGCUAUCCAAUGAAGAGCGCAACCUGCUCUCCGUGGCCUACAAGAACGUUGUAGGUGCCCGCCGGUCAUCCUGGCGGGUGAUCUCCAGCAUCGAGCAGAAAACGGAGGGCAAUGAGAAGAAACAGCAGAUGGCGCGCGAAUACCGUGUGAAGAUUGAGGCCGAGCUUCAGGACAUCUGCAAUGAUGUUUUGAAUCUCCUGGACAAAUUCCUCAUUGCUAAUGCUAGCCAGGCAGAAAGCAAAGUCUUCUACCUGAAAAUGAAAGGAGACUACUACAGAUACCUGUCCGAGGUUGCAUCUGGUGACUCAAAGAAAACCACAGUGGACAACUCUCAGCAGGCAUACAAGGAAGCGUUUGAGAUCAGCAAGCAAGAAAUGCAGCCAACACACCCCAUCAGGCUGGGUCUAGCUCUCAACUUCUCUGUCUUCUACUAUGAAAUUCUCAACACCCCAGAGCAGGCCUGCAGUUUGGCAAAGACGGCUUUCGAUGAAGCAAUUGCUGAGCUGGACACCUUGAACGAGGACUCUUACAAAGACAGCACUCUGAUCAUGCAGUUACUAAGGGACAACCUCACUCUGUGGACGUCAGAAAAUCAGGGUGACGAGGGGGAUGCCGGCGAGGGAGAGAACUAAAGGCGUUGCACUUCACUGUUAAAUCCACCUACACUCUCUUUAUCUUUCACAUUUACAGCCCAUAAUUCCCUGUUCCAUCCACCUCACCUAUAUCCACCUUUCUGUAUGACGAGCAGCAUCAAUUGUACCUGACCUACAAGUUUGUACUCCUCAAAGAGGCCAUGAUCGACAGGGUAAUGUUUGUUUAGUCAAAGGCUGAAUUGUCUCAAACAUGUUUGUUUGUGUAUUUUUGGGGAAGCCCCCCAAAAAGAGUUAAAUGGUGGUUUAAAAAAAAUCCAUCUACCCCUUCUAAAUCCUCCUAACAUUUUUAAAAGGUAUGUCUUCUGCCUCUCUAUAGUUCCCAUCCCUUCUCUAUUCUCUCCAAUAGUGUACUGGCGAUUGCUGGUUUUAUUCAAAAGGUUAUUAAACUGUCAAUUAAUUUAACAAACACUGUGACGUUUAGUUUUUCCUCCUGGAUAACCUGUGGUUAAUGGAUAUGAACUCGAACUCAUUACGAAUAGCAGUACAAUUCUGUUGCAAUCUCAUACAGAAUGGAUGAUACAGGCUGUAUUGUGACACUGACUAACAUGCGUUAAUAUUAUUGCUGUCAUGUGCGUUUUUAUUUGGCAUCCACGGCUAACAAUGAAAUAAAAGGGACUCUAGGUUUGCCAUUCCACAUCUUUAAAGUAAAAGUAAAACAUUCCAUCAGUACGUAACAUUUUACGAUUCUAGACCUUUCGUGAACAAACUGGAGAGUUAUCCUAAUGUGCUGUCUCAGGGGCAGUCAACAUAAAGGUGCUGUUUGACAUCAGUAAACGAUUUUCCUCGUUUGUUCCCUAAAUGUUUUUGCGCAAGAAUAACUCGCACCUCCAUUUAUUAAAGAUGUAAAAUUGUAAACCGUUUUAGAGGUGAAAUACAAAUCUGUCUUGAAACUAAAUGUAGUAAACCUGCUUGCAAAGACACACUUUACUAUUAUUCAACCCUUAUAUGAACGACCCUACAGGACGUCUCGGAAGUCGAUACUUGUCCUAUAAUUCGACUCAUUCCUAUGUGAAUUACACCUUCACUAGUUCUUACCUGCUAAAGAGACGACUUUCAAAAAAGUUUCUGCAAAAGCUGAACCAUGGAUUAAUUCUGGAAAGAACUUGAAUUUUUGUGCAAGAAAGUGGAGGUUUUGAAGUCUGCGAAACACGAGCUGAGACUGAAUAUGGCAGAACAGUAAUUUUGUACGGUGAAGAUGGUAGUUGCUUUCGAAGGGCAACAAAUAUUUACAGGGGCAGCUCCUCACUCAGUGUCACAAUACCAUGUCACCAUAACAUUCCACUUAAGUGUAGAACUCAUCUGUCUCAAGCUGAAGACAAUGUUCAUGCACUGAUGGCAAAUCUCUCUACUACAAAUGGCAGUAAUUCUACGCUUGAUUACAAAAAAUACUGUAGUGAAUGUGGAGCCGAGCCUGUCUGUAUAUCUGGUAUCUCCAAUUGCUUUGUUUUUACUGACCAGUAUUCUGCCUAAAGUUAGCUUCUGUGACGGUUUCAUUGCUUAGCGCGCACGUGGUUGUGAAAAUUUAGACUAGCUUAAGGAAAAAAAAUGACAAAAUAUACAACCUGGUUAUUGACGUAAUUCUAGAUUUGUGUAUGUCUUUUAAAACGGUUCUAGUUUCACCUUACAUGUUAUAAUCAGGAAAUUGUAAAAGACAAUUUAAAGUGAAAUAAAAGUUUUAUCAGUUCCAAA